This is a messenger RNA of Oryzias melastigma (Indian medaka), 3673 nucleotides long. It is a transcript of the gene u2af2a, whose product is annotated as U2 small nuclear RNA auxiliary factor 2a. Bases 578 to 2020 code for a protein of 480 amino acids. Gene Ontology annotation, cellular component: nuclear speck; U2-type prespliceosome; nucleus. The record is from RefSeq and is a predicted model, not a curated record. The transcript has 12 exons. Gene Ontology annotation, biological process: mRNA processing. NCBI's taxonomy places the organism in Eukaryota, Metazoa, Chordata, Actinopteri, Beloniformes, Adrianichthyidae. Gene Ontology annotation, molecular function: poly-pyrimidine tract binding; pre-mRNA 3'-splice site binding.
GCGUCGCGUGCAUCAACUUCCGAUGUCACGGGGUACCUGGGAGUCGGAGCAAAAAAGCGGGCACAACGAAAUCUUUGCUGUUUUUUGUAGACUUUAAACACCAGAAGGCGUAAACAUUUGGAUUAUAUCGUCACAUAACCACAUACUGUGGGGUUGUGACGAAGCUGGAUUUGCAUCGGGCUUCAAAAAGAGUCUCAUUCAUUCGGAUUUCGUAGCCUAGCUAGCUAGCAGACGAGCCUCCUCGGCGGUGUGGAGCAGCGGGCCUUUCUUCUGGACUUUGCUACAAGCUAGUUAGCUGCCAUUAGCGGGCUAACACAAGCGAGCACGUUUUUCAUUUUAUCGUGGUUGUAUCUGUUACAUUUGAACAAAUACCACAUUGCUAAUGUGUGUGAUACCACCUAUCGUUUGGUAGGUUUGUUUUUGAGCUGUGUUUUCGCUUUCCGAGGUGAACUUUUUCGAAGCGCUAUCACCGAGGCGCUUGCAUUUCAAAGUGCUCACUUUCUUGCUAGCUUAAGCUAGCCUCCGCCAACCGAACAACGCCGUCUUCGAAGGCGUAGUAGUAGGCUUCAAUCCAGAGAUGUCGGAUUUUGACGAAUUUGAAAGACAACUGUCUGAGAACCAUCAAGGCUCAGAAAGGGACAAAGAGAACCGCCACCAUCGUCGGUCUUCGUCCCGCAGCCGGAGCAGAGAGAGGAAGAGGAGGAGCAGAGACAGGGAUAGACGCAGCAGGGACCGCCGUGGGGACAGUAAGGAGCGGAGACACCGGCGCAACUCACCAUCCGCCUACCCCCAAGAAAACACUGCAAGCCGAUCUCCCCACCGUGAAAAGAAGAAGAAGAUCAAGAAGUAUUGGGAUGUUCCUCCUCCUGGUUUUGAGCACAUCACUCCCAUGCAGUACAAAGCCAUGCAAGCUGCAGGCCAGAUCCCAGCCACAGCUCUCCUGCCAACCAUGACUCCAGAUGGACUGGCUGUCACUCCCACUCCUGUACCUGUAGUGGGGAGCCAGAUGACCCGACAGGCCCGUCGGCUUUAUGUGGGUAACAUCCCCUUUGGUAUCACAGAGGAGUCAAUGAUGGAUUUCUUCAAUGCUCAGAUGCGCUUGGGUGGUCUCACUCAAGCCCCCGGCAACCCUGUUCUUGCAGUACAGAUCAACCAGGAUAAGAAUUUUGCCUUUCUUGAGUUUCGUUCAGUUGAUGAAACUACACAGGCAAUGGCCUUUGAUGGCAUCAUCUUUCAAGGCCAGAGUCUGAAAAUCCGUCGUCCACACGAUUACCAGCCCUUGCCUGGCAUGAGCGAGAACCCCAGUGUCUAUGUGCCUGGUACACAGACAAUUAAUGAUCGUCUAGGUGUGGUGUCGACUGUGGUACCAGACUCGGCUCAUAAGCUCUUCAUUGGGGGUUUGCCCAACUACCUAAAUGAUGACCAGGUGAAGGAGCUGUUGACAUCCUUCGGGCCUCUGAAGGCCUUCAAUCUGGUCAAAGACAGCGCCACAGGCCUCUCCAAAGGAUACGCUUUUUGCGAAUACGUUGACGUCAACUUGAACGAUCAGGCUAUUGCAGGACUGAAUGGCAUGCAGCUCGGAGACAAGAAGCUGCUGGUGCAGAGAGCCAGUGUGGGAUCCAAGAACGCUACUCUGACGAGUAUAAACCAGACCCCAGUGACACUGCAGGUACCAGGCCUGAACAGCUCUGUGACUCAGAUGGGAGGCCUCCCCACGGAGGUGCUAUGUCUGAUGAACAUGGUGGCCCCCGAAGAGCUCCUGGAUGAUGAGGAAUAUGAGGAGAUCGUGGAAGACGUCAGGGAGGAGUGCGGCAAGUAUGGCCAGGUGAAGAGUAUUGAGAUCCCCCGUCCUGUGGACGGCCUGGAAGUUCCUGGAACUGGCAAGAUCUUUGUGGAAUUCACUUCGGUUUUCGACGCCCAAAAGGCCAUGCAGGGGCUCACAGGGAGGAAGUUUGCCAAUAGGGUGGUGGUGACCAAAUACUGCGAUCCAGACGCUUACCACCGCCGGGACUUCUGGUAGAGGAGGCAUUGAGAAGAGGAGCAGGGGGUGGGGAGGGAGGUAAGGGGACAUCAUGUGUAUUACCCGUUUCAAAAGCCUAAAUUGAUUUGUUGGGGCAACAUUUCACAUAGAUCUUGGAUUAAUAAUCCCUUUGACAAAUGGCUUCGGUGACGUCCAGAUAAUUAUUUGAGAUCUAUGGGGAUGUGUCCAGCAGUGAAAUGUUUGAUUCGGAGGAGGGGGGGUGUAAAUGGAAUGCAUAGAUUUGGGAGGUAGUCAUGUAACCGGGUGGGAAGGGACAAUUUCUCAGAAAUGUGUGUAAUACUUUGGCCAGGGGGGGUUAAUGAUUUUUUUUUUUCUUUUUUAUACUUUGAGACGAGGAUGUCAUUUAGGGUGGGAGGGGGGCGCAACUCUUUAGGGUUUGUAUUUAAAUGGAGGUAGCCUGUUUUAAGAACGUUAGGGAGCUGCUGUAGAAAAUGUACUGGAUGAUUCAGGCCAAGAAGGAUGGAAAAAAGAAACAAAAAAACAACAGAAGUGUGUGUUUCUGAAAGGAAGAUGUAGGGGAGAUGAAGAGGAUUUUCAUUUGACCACCUAAUGUAGAUACACCGUAGCUGUAACGCCAUCCUCAGAAUUUGUCGGAGAGGCUUUUCUGUUUUAGAUUUAUUCCUUCUUUUUAUGCUUUCAUCUUUUCCCCCCUUCAGGACGGUUGUUGUUUGACUGGACCUGUUCUGAAUGUUGUAAUUCUUCAAAUACUGUGCGUCGCUUCACUGAUUUGAGCUGUGAUAUCAUAUAUUCAAUUAGCAAAAGUUCAUUAUUUUUACAUCCUUAGCUUUAACUUUACCCAUCCAGUCUUUUCUGAACAGCUCCUUAACACGUGAAAAAGUUUCAUCCAGGAUGAAAAAUAAAAAAUUGGAGAAUUCAUAUUGGUGGGGAUAAAUCUCCUCCUCACCAGCAAGCCUUAACCUUCAUGUGGAUUCGCCUGUGAAAGAAAUUCGGCUUGCCCCCUUUAUUCACUCACGGUCUGUAAGUUCAGUCUUUAUUUUCAGUGUGUGUUUGUGUGUGUGUGCAACGUCUCACUUCUUUGACAAGACCAAUAAACAUGUAACUAACAUCCACGUCUCAUGUUGUUUUGCCGUUUAAAACUUUUUUGCUGUUUUUGCCAACAUUGAAGAGUUACUUUUUAAAAACCAGUUUUGUAAAAUAAACAAACAAAUUAACCAGCUCAAAUUUAGCAUGAAGUAUCUUACAAAUUUCAUUGGUGUUAAAAGUUAAUCUACCAGUAAAUUUAAGAUGUUUUCUGUGCGGAGGAUAAAGCUGUAGAAUAUAAGCCUGCAUGUCUCAUCUCCCUUAUCAUCUUCCUUUAAUUCUGAGGACCACACGUUCACACUGUACGGGCUCGUGAAAACCUAAGCUUCUUCUUUGAUACUUCAGCCAUCAUUGCGGUGUCAGUUAUAACACAUUUGAGAUGUUACUCUACUUUCUGAAAUUCUGCUUUUUCUGUGUCUGUCUUUAAAAAAAAAAAAAGAAAAAAAGGUUUUUAUUUCAGUGGGAAAAAAAAUAAAAUGUGAUUUCUCAAAUGAUUUAACCGAAAAAUCCACAUUUAGUUUAUUAAGGCAAAAAGCAAGUCUUUCAUUUGUCCACUAUGUUUCCAAAUGUUGAUUAAAAACUGAAUUUACA